This is a messenger RNA of Syngnathoides biaculeatus (alligator pipefish), 3859 nucleotides long. Its product is annotated as ras-related protein Rab-39B-like. Lineage: Eukaryota; Metazoa; Chordata; Actinopteri; Syngnathiformes; Syngnathidae. The transcript has 2 exons. The record is from RefSeq and is a predicted model, not a curated record. Bases 979 to 1641 code for a protein of 220 amino acids. Gene Ontology annotation, molecular function: GTP binding; GTPase activity.
ACGUUUUGUAGGAGUCUGAAGCUGUGUAUGAAGGAGAAAACAAGCAAUGUUAAACUUGAAAAAAAAAAACAAGAUCUUGCAAUGAUUUUCAAAUAUGAAAUGCAGACCUCCCUUCAAUAAAUGUCAUACUCCAUCUGACCGUGGGAGUAAAAAUAAAAUAAGUGGUGCUUUCAAAAGCCAUCGAAUAAAGCCGCUCUUCUUUCUUACCCUGAGUUUCUGGUCAAUUCACAUUUCUUUCCCCAUAAAAGUGUCCAAAUGAAUAUUUAAUAAAGUUCCAUGAAAUGUUUCCAGGAAUUUUACAACUCUUUUACAGCCGAAAAUGUCUGCCUUUUUGAGGAGGCUGAAUAUUACGAACAGCUCUGGUUACAAUGUACUGCAAACUACUUCAGCUCUCCAAGUGCCACCAUCAUGACCAACAUUAAAAUAGUCGUAAAUACUAUGCAGUUUGAACAUAAAUGCACUUAAAUUGAAGAAACUAUAAAAAUGUAAUUAAAUGAAUAGUGUGGCUAUGUAGAUAUUUGAAAGCAAAGUUUUAAAAAAUGAAAUGUAACUGCAUACAGUAAAACUAACUUAAGUGCAAUAUAUUGUACUUAAAAGUGAAAUAUAAGUGAACUGUGCCUAACAAAUGUCCUGUGCAUUAUCAAACAUAAAUUAUGUCACUAAAAAUACAUCACACUGCUCGAACAAUCAUGUUCAUUUCAACCGCUCCUCAUGCGCUCGAGGCUCGAUCUACGGGAAACAUCCCUUGCAGGAUUUGCGCUCCGGCGUUACCGUGCGCUUGCCCGGGUGUACCUAAUGAAGUGGCCGGGGAGCGAACACAAACCAACCCACGUUUGUGACGUCACGCCCCUCCUUUCGUCCUCGCUUGUGCGCCAUUGGCGCGAGUUUGCCAACCUGGAUUUGAAGGAAUGGAAGGAGCCGGUUCGCCGUGGUCUCGAACAUCUGGCGCUUAAAUAGGCUCUUCCACCCCCUGCGAGCAUGGACCCGAGUCUGUGGCAUUACCAGUUCCGUAUCAUUAUGCUGGGCGACUCCACGGUUGGCAAGUCGUCACUACUCAAGCGCUACACAGAGGACCACUUCCUGGAGGCCAUCGACGAGACGGUGGGAGUGGACUUCUACGUGUACUUCCUCGAGGUGGAGCCCGGGGUCCAAGUCAAAAUGCAAUUCUGGGACACUGCCGGCCAGGAGCGCUUCAGGUCGGUGACCCGGUCUUACUACCGCAACUCCGUGGGGGGCCUGCUUGUGUUCGACCUGACUAACCGAGCGUCCUUCGAACACAUCCGGGACUGGCACGCCGAGGUUUGCGAGCACGUACUGCCCCACAAGGUCCUGUUCGUCCUGGCGGGCCACAAGAGCGACUGCGACGGCCACGGCAAGCGGGCAGUGAGCAGGGACGAGGCUGAGAAGCUGGCCGCAGUCUUGGGGGUGCCCUACGUGGAGGCAUCGGCCAAGGAGGGUCACAAUGUCAAAGAGACCUUUGAGCUGCUGGCCCGUCGGGUGUACCAGGGUCUGAAGAGCGGCGAGGUGCAGCUGCACGAGGAUUGGGACGGGGUUAAGUGCGCAAUGCCGCUGGAUUUGCUGGGACACGGGACCAGCCGGGCUCGGACCACAGAUAAGAACAAAAAGAAAUGCUGUCCCUAAAGCAGCGGUUUUCAACCUUUUUGUUGAAAUGAUUAAAUCUACAACUCACCAUUCUACUGAAUCCAGUUCUUCUAAUUACCCGAAGCAGUUUUGAAGGCUUCAUUGGGUCAUUUACAAGAACCCCUUUUUUAAAAAUAGGACUGCAGAUCUAUAAAAAUGCAGCUUUCCUUUUAUUGAAAGUUGUAGGCUCUUCUUCUGCAUCGUCAUUUAGCCUUUUCCUUUCGGAAGAAUCUCUCCAAUUAUUUUUUUAUGUUUUUUUUUCUUAAUUUUUGCUAUCUAGUGGUGUUACUUUUUAAAUAUAUUUUAAAACAGUGGUGGUGGUUUUAGGGAAAAAAAAAAAACCACAGAGUUAAGUGAAACAAUUCUACAUAAAUCUCCUCGACUAUUACAUUCAUGAAGUUUUCCAUACGUCUGUCAAAAUUGACUUUUCUUUAACAUUUGUAAUGACGUCCAUUGGAUUCUGUUGAAUUAGAUUUUUAUGUUGACAACUGACACCUCCACCUGUACUGUUGUGCGUCCUCAUCAUCUGAUAUUUUUGGAUCUUUUCUAACCUCCACGGGUCAUUUCUGUGCAUCAAUGUUUUGGGUUCCCUUCUCCACUGGCCUCUUUCACAGAGCAUUAGAACCAUACUAGAGGAGCAGCCAUUUAUUCCAGUCUUUAGUGCACAACAACGAUUCAACAUCCUGCAAACAGAUGGUAAAGCAUAUACAGUAUACACAUACUGAUAAUCAAGACAUUUGCUUUUCUUAAUUAAUUCUUAAUUUUUCUUAAUAAUAAUUCAUAAUUAGGUUGUUGAAUUACUGAAUGUGAGAAGUGUGGCCUUCUGGACCUCCUGAGGGCCCUUUCAUCACAGAGAGCGACCCCACGAGGGGAAAUCAAUUCCCCUUUUAACAAUGCCUAUGAUUGACAAACAUUUCGAGUAACAAUUUUGUUUUUGGGGGUGUGGACCUGUGCGCGCAUCACUUCAGGUACACCAGUACAAUCCAAUUACAACAGCUGUUAAAUAUCAUUGAUACACAGCUCUUGUAUGAUCUCUUCGGUGUACCUGCUGAAGUGUCCAGUGAGCUUCUAUUUUUAUGGUAUUCUCGGACCUCUGCUGCAUCCCCACUAAUUGCCCGGAAUCUGCCGAGCUGAGUGAGAAGAUUUGUUUUCACACGCCCGACGUUGACAAUUAUUAGGAAAUCGCCCCGGGGCACUUUUGGAUAUCGCUGUGGAGCAAUAUCGAAAAAGAAGUCAUCAAGGCAAUUACUGUCGUGCUCGGUGUGACGAAUGAGCCUCCUGUGUCCGUGCAGGCUAUUUAUUUUGUCUCUAAGACACUCUCCCCUAAGACUCGCAUUGUUAUGCAGUGUAUAUAAGGUGCUUCUCUGGAAAUAAACAGCGCGCCAAGUAAUCAAAUGCCACUUCAUAGCCUGAAAAGUCACUCCAAACAAUGAAGUCCUAUGCUGUACAUGAGUCGGGUACUUUUCCUUCUCCUCUAUGGAAUUAUAUUCUUCUUAUUUGGAUGAGCACCAAGUUUUACAUCAUAUACAGUUUAGUCAUUACCAUUCAUGCGUGGACAAUUGAUUACUAUAAUUUUAAAUGAUUUUUGCUGAUUUGUGAGUGGAUGAUAUAUUUUUGGGGCCUUUGCAUCUUUGUAUAAAGGCACAAUGGCUAAAUAAUUACAUACUUUAUCUGGAAAACAGUCAUCAUGGCCUUUAGAUGUCACUUUAAUGGGAUGUAGCCCAGAUUGAUUUUUUUUUUUUUUAAUAAUCUCAAGCAGACAAUCAUGGUGUAGGAUUGAGUAAAAACUUUUUUUUUUUAACCUAUAAAAAAGUCGAUCUUAACUGCAUAUCAAGUGGUUUUGUAAGUUACUUUGCAUUUUAUGAGCAUUGGAGACACUUAAGCAGAAAAAGUUUUAAAAAUUUGGUUAUUAUGAGGAAAUGUUCAUCUCAUUCUAACAGAUACAAAUUGAGUUUUGACUUUGUUUCCGAGAGACAAAUAAAAUUGUAGAUUUGUGUAGAAACUGAAGCAUUAAUCCACUGAAGGUUUUGUGGUUAUUAUUGAGUUUGUGCUAAUUUGUGAGUUUAAUAACCACCGCACUUUAGUCACAUUUCAGAUCAUAUCCCAUACUCGUAUAACUUAAUGUGGUUUGUUGCAAAUGUCUUUGAAUUUGUUUAUUAGGGGGUCAUGUAAAAUAUAUAUUUUGGUACAUUCAUCAUACGAUAUAUAUCACCAAAUA